AUGUCUCUUAUUAGAAGACAAAUGAUCAACCGAAAUAGUUGCUUCAGGAUCUUAAAGGCAAGACAACAACCAUGGUCAUCCCUAAUAAGAAAUACUUUCCCUGUCCAAAGUAGCCGGUUGUUACACUCAUCCAGAACUUUACUCUCAAAAAAAGAAAAUAUCACUAAGUCACAGCUUUUAGAACAAGCUUCGUCAUCGCUUUCCCGUCUCUGGAUUCACAUAAAAUGGCCGCUUACAAGAAACAACCGCCCCUUUUCAUUAGAUGACUUUUCAGCUUUUGCAUCCUGGCUCCUCAUGGGAAAUGUUCUUUGGAUUAUAUUGGGAACAACGACUUUUGGUCUUGUCACCAUGUAUUCCAUUGAUACUUUCGACCGUUUCUGGAACGUCGUUAAAGGCGAGCAAAACCUGGGCAGUGAAGAUAAAGACACUAAGAAGAAACUGAACGAUGAUAGUUUCCUCGGAUUUAUCGCCAGUUCUAUCUUGUCUCAAGGUCUCGGUCUCAAGUUUGUAUUCCAGAAAGGAAAUGUGGUGCCAGAGUUUGCCGACGGUAUGCUAAAGUUCAAAAAUUUGAAAGUAUACUCCACAAAAUCCCCAGCGGAAGAAUUAUCAUUCAUUGCUUCCAUUCAAGAACUUAACUUGAGUUUAUCCUUCAAAAAAUGGUACAAAGGAAAUGGUCUUAUCUAUGAUAUGGAAAUAUUUGGCAUGGAUGCUACAGUAUACAAGAAUCUAGAGUCAGUUGCAAAUGAAGCCCCGAUUAAGGAUAAGUCCAUUCCAUUGAGCUCCAUGGCGUUGUCAUUCAGUAAAUACAAUGACAGAACAUACAACGACAUUGAUGAACAUGGAACUGAGCAACUUGAACGUCUUGAGCAAUCACCUAAACUCUCCCUGUUAGCCCCCAACUAUGAAUUUUCUCAUGUGAAAAUUCAUGACUCAGUUAUUGCACUUUAUGAGGGUACUGAUCGAGUACCGUUGAAGAUUUCCAUUUUCAGUGGCGAUUUACCGAGACUUCGGGGAAGUCGGCUAUUGCUCGAUUUUUUCAACGCAAACAACGUUGCAGGUGCAGUGAACGAUGCAAUGUUCACUAUACACAAGCAUCAAACAUUUUUAAACAACGAAAACGUUGUUAGAUUCAAAUUAGACGGCAUCGAUAUGGGAUCUCUUUCGAAGGCGAACCCUCAGCUGAAAUUCAAUUGGAUUGCUAAUGGUAAGGCAGAAAUUAUUGCAAAUAUUCGCCUUCCUCCUGCGGAUGGAGCCAAAGAAGAUGGCCACUCGAACGCUCCACUUUUGAGUGGGAUUUUUCAGAAGCUUUUAGAUGAGUUCAAAGUACUUACAAGCCCAAAAGAACAGGAACUUUCUAAUGAACAUCCAGAAAGCAGUUUGGUUAAAAGUGCAGUCACAGCAAUUUAUGAGACUUUUUCUCACAACAAGGAAGAGAAGCCAAUAAUGAAUGAAGCGGAGUAUGUCAUUGUUGAUGUCAAAGUCAAGUUUACCGAUUUGAAGGCUACUCUUCCACAAGAGCUCCCUCUGGCAUCUUCUUCUCUGGUUCCAUUUGUUUCAUUGCAGGAGUUACGCUCAUUAAUUUCCUAUGUGAACGAAGUUGAAACAGACAGUGAUCAUCCAAUUAUCAUCAAUACUACGGUUAUCGAAAAAAUGAGCGAUUUAUACAACUUGGAUAACAUUUCUCAAACACGUCUAUUUGAUGUGAUUGUGAGUGAUAUUUAUGAUGACUUUUCGAAGUUAAUAAAAUUGGAGGAGAAAAGAAUCAUUGAAGAAAAAUCAAACAUGUGGUCUCAUUCCCUUGCCAGCCAACUUCUUUUAUUGGGACUUGGUGUCUUAGCAUGA
Molecule: messenger RNA, 1842 nt
Organism: Clavispora lusitaniae ATCC 42720
Lineage: Eukaryota; Fungi; Ascomycota; Pichiomycetes; Serinales; Metschnikowiaceae
Biological process (GO): mitochondrion inheritance
Cellular component (GO): mitochondrial inner membrane
Source: RefSeq, a predicted model, not a curated record